CUCACUCUCCACGUCCAUGCAACAAACAAUUAUCUGUGUUUGUUUGAAGUUAUUGUAUAGCGAUUCAGAUGGGCUUUUGCGAAGGGCGUUUCUUGCAGUUCUUGCUGCUGUGGUGGCUGGGUUUACAGUUCUUUCUGCAGUUGUUUAUGCCUAUUCUAUUAAGGGGUGACUAUAUAUCUUUUUUCUUUGGAGAGUGGUGGAUCAGUUGAUUUUUUAACGAAUAUGCAUUGGGUUGGUGAAUGGAAAGAUAUAAAUCAUUGUGAAUGGAUGGUGAAAGCAUACAUGGUGGGAGUAGCAGUUUUCGAAGAUGGAAUUCUUCAAGGUGGAGAAGCAAUGCUGAGAUGUUUUCACUAUCUUCGAGAGAAGAAGACGACGAAGCAGCUCUGAAAUGGGCUGCACUUGAGAAAUUGCCUACAGUUGGUCGUAUGAGGAAAGGCUUACUGACUACAUCGCAUGGAGUUAAUGAAGUCGAUACACAUAAUCUUGGAGUCCAAGAAAGGAUGGGACUGAUAGGAAGAUUGGUAGGAAUUACUGAAGAGGAUAACAAAAAGUUUUUGUUGAAGCUCAAGGGCCGCUUUGACAGAGUUGGAAUCGACUUUCCUACAAUUGAAAUUCGGUUUGAGAAUUUAAAUAUCGAAACAGAAGCAGAUGUUGGAAGCAGGGCUCUGCCAACAUUUGUCAACUUCUUUGUUAAUGCAUUAGAGGGAUUUUUGAAUUCUGUCCAUAUUCUUUCAACUAGAAAGACAGACUUGACUAUUCUCAAGAAUGUUAGUGGAAUCAUCAAACCAUCCAGACUGACUUUGCUAUUGGGUCCUCCAAGUUCUGGAAAGACCACGCUUUUAAGGGCUUUGGCUGGAAAGCUUGAACCCUCUCUAAAGCUUUCUGGGAGAGUGACAUACAAUGGCCAUAGCAUGAAUGAGUUUGUGCCCCAAAGAACUGCAGCCUAUAUCAGUCAGCAUGAUCUCCAUGUGGGAGAAUUAACAGUGAGGGAAACCUUGGCUUUUUCUGCAAGGUGCCAAGGAGUUGGGAUGAGAUAUGACAUGUUAUCAGAGUUAUUAAGAAGAGAGAGAGAAGCUAAUAUUAAGCCUGAUCAUGAUAUGGAUGCCUGGAUGAAGGCAGUAGCAACAGAAGGGCAAGAGAUCAAUGUGAUUACUGAUUAUAUUCUAAAGAUUUUAGGACUAGACGUUUGUGCAGAUACAAUGGUGGGAGAUGAGAUGAUGAGGGGUAUUUCAGGAGGGCAAAGAAAGCGUGUUACAACAGGUGAGAUGCUUGUUGGACCGGUCAAUGUGCUGCUUAUGGAUGAGAUAUCUACUGGCUUAGACAGCUCAACAACUUUCCAAAUUGUGAACUCAUUAAAGCAAUCUGCUCAAAUUCUUAAUGCAACCUCUAUCAUCUCUCUUCUCCAACCUGCACCAGAGACAUAUGAUCUAUUUGAUGAUAUCAUACUUUUAUCAGAUGGUCAGAUUGUGUACCAGGGUCCUCGUGAACUAGCGAUGGAAUUUUUUGAAUCCAUGGGUUUCAGGUGCCCAGAAAGAAAAGGGGUGGCUGAUUUCUUGCAAGAAGUGACGUCAAGAAAAGACCAGAAGCAAUAUUGGGCACGUAGAGAUGAGACUUAUCAUUUUGUUACAGUAGAGGAAUUCUCGGAGGCGUUCCAGUCGUUUCAUGUGGGAAGAAGACUCAAAGAUGAGCUCGCAACUUCAUUUGACAAGAGCAAGAGUCACCCAGCUGCUUUGUCAACCGAAAAGUAUGGAGUCAGCAAGAAGGAGAUGCUUAAAGCUUGCUUCUCAAGGGAAUUUUUGCUCAUGAAGAGGAACUCAUUUGUUUACAUCUUUAGGCUGACCCGGCUAAUUCUAACCGCGCUGAUUACAAUGUCAACCUUUUUUCGGACUACGAUGCAUCGAGAUUCAAUAAAUGAUGGGGGAAUUUACACGGGUGCCUUCUUCUUUGCUGUGGUUGGAAUGAUAUAUAGUGGCAUGCCCGAACUUUCCAUGGCCGUUACAAAGCUUCCUGUGUUUUACAAGCAAAGAGACCUCUUAUUCUAUCCAUCGUCAGCCUAUUCUCUUCCUUCAAUGAUCCUCAAGAUCCCUGUCACAUUUGUAGAAGUCAGUCUCUGGGUCUUUAUCACCUAUUUUGCCAUUGGAUUUGACCCUAGCGUUGAAAGGUUUUUGAAACAGUACGUAUUGCUCAUGUUUCUUCACCUGACGGCUUCGGCAUUAUUCAGAUUUAUUGCUGCAUUGGGAAGGAAUAUGAUAGUUGCUAACACAUUUGGGUCAUUUGCUCUAGUAAUACUUUUUGCCUUGGGGGGCAUGGUCCUUUCGCGAGAUGAUAUAAAGGUUUGGUGGCUAUGGGGAUACUGGACGUCGCCCAUGAUGUAUGCACAGAAUGCAAUUGUAGUAAAUGAGUUCCUUGGAGAGAGUUGGAGUAAGGUUCUGCCAAACUCAUCACAACCACUCGGAGUUAUGGUUUUGAGUUCGCGGGGGUUCUUCACUCACGCAUAUUGGUAUUGGAUAGGACUGGGUGCAUUAUUCGGAUACUUUUUACUUUUCAACAUCAGUUUCACUCUAGCUCUCACUUUCCUCAAUCCAUUUAGGAAGCAUCAUACUACUAUACAAAAAGAAGAAUCUCAAAAUGAUGCUGAUACAACUGGAGAGACCAUUGUUGAAGCAGCAAACCAUGCGAAGAAAACUGGAAUGAUUCUUCCCUUUGAACCCCACUCAAUCACGUUUGAUGAAAUUACCUACUCUGUUGAUAUGCCACAGGAAAUGAAAAAUCAGGGCGUACCUGAGGACAAAUUGGUGCUUUUGAAGGGUAUAAGUGGUGCUUUCAGGCCUGGUGUUCUAACAGCCUUAAUGGGCGUUAGUGGUGCCGGUAAAACUACUUUGAUGGAUGUUCUGUCUGGAAGAAAAACUAGUGGUUAUAUUGAGGGGAACGUCAAAAUUUCAGGGUACCCAAAGAAGCAAGAAACAUUCGCAAGAAUUUCUGGGUAUUGUGAACAAAAUGACAUUCACUCUCCACACGUCACUGUGUAUGAAUCCUUGAUCUACUCAGCUUGGCUUCGACUUCCCCCUGAAGUCGACAAUGCAACAAGAAUGAUGUUCAUUGAAGAAGUCAUGGAGCUUGUAGAACUGAACCCUAUAAGGCAAGCUUUGGUUGGUUUGCCUGGUGUUAAUGGUCUGUCAACCGAGCAGCGUAAGAGGCUCACAAUUGCUGUUGAGCUAGUAUCUAAUCCAUCUAUAAUAUUCAUGGAUGAGCCAACUUCAGGACUGGAUGCCAGGGCCGCGGCAAUUGUUAUGAGAACAGUUCGAAACACAGUGGACACUGGACGAACAGUUGUGUGCACAAUCCAUCAGCCAAGCAUUGAUAUAUUUGAAGCUUUUGAUGAGCUGAUCCUAUUGAAGCGAGGAGGACAAGAGAUAUAUGUGGGGCCUCUGGGUCAUCAGUCCUGCCAUCUAAUCAAGUAUUUUGAGGAUGUUCAAGGUGUCGAUAAAAUUAAAGAUGGUUAUAAUCCAGCUACUUGGAUGUUGGAGGUUACUUCUUCAGCCCAAGAAAUGGCUCUGGGAGUUGAUUUUGCUCAAGUUUACGCAAGUUCAGAACUGUACCGGAGAAAUAAAGCUCUUAUUGAGGAUCUUAGCAGGCCUUCUACCGGUUCAAAGGAACUCUAUUUUCCGACUCAAUACUCACAGUCGUUUUGCGCCCAGUGUAUAGCUUGCUUGUGGAAGCAACACUGGUCAUACUGGCGCAACCCACAAUACACAGCCAUAAGAUUUGUCUUCACAGUCAUCACAGCGUUGAUCUACGGUUCAAUGUUCUGGAACUUAGGAUCCAAAAUGGAAAAGCAACAAGAUCUUUUUAACGCGAUAGGUUCAAUGUUCGUCACUGUGAGUUUUCUUGGCGUCCAAUAUGCUUCAUCAGUGCAGCCCGUUGUGGCUGUUGAAAGAACAGUCUUCUACAGAGAAAGAGCUGCAGGAAUGUAUUCCGCCUUGCCAUAUGCCUUUGCUCAAGUUGUGAUUGAACUCCCAUAUAUUUUUGCUCAAUCCUUAAUAUAUGGUCUGGUAGUCUAUGCAAUGAUCCAAUUUGAGUGGACUGCGGCUAAAGUUCUUUGGUUUUUCUUCUUCAUGUAUUUCACAUUGUUGUACUACACCUUCUAUGGCAUGAUGUCAGUUGCUUUGACACCAAAUCAACACGUUGCAUCCAUCAUGAGCACUUCAUUUUAUGGAAUGUGGAACCUAUUUUCGGGAUUCGUGAUCCCUAGAACUAGGAUUCCUGUGUGGUGGAGAUGGUACUACUGGGCAUGUCCAGUGGCAUGGACCUUGUAUGGAUUGCUUGUAUCGCAGUAUGGAGACAUAAAGACUACGCUCGACACUGGUGAAACAGUGGAAGACUUCUUAACAAGCUAUUUUGGUUACAGACGCGAUUUUCUUGGAGUUGUUGCAGCUGUGGUGCCUGGAUUUGCUCUCCUGUUUGCUUCCAUUUUUGCCUUUUGUAUUAAGGCAAUUAAUUUCGAGAGGCGGUAGUAGCUGUCUAUAUACUGAACCAUCAACUACUACUACUUGAUGUGAUCAUGAAAUUUCUGUUUAGAAAAGUUAAAAGAGAAUGUGUUGCAUUCUUGAUGUUGUGUUUGUCUUUAAUGUAUUUGAGAUGAAGAACAGAUUGUGAUACAGUAAUAGGAAUUUUAGAGAUAAGUUGUGGCAAAAUAAAGUGAAAAUUUAGGGUUUAUAUGGCAAGAUUACUCAUGUUCUUCACUCUUUUAUGCCUCGGGAAAUUCAAACUCUUUGUCUGCUUGUUUUCAGCCUUUUUUCCACGAACCAUUCAUGUUUUGAUGCAAUGAAUCUGAGUCCAACGACAACUCCAUCAACCACUUCACUUGCAUAUCCUAUCGCAAAAAUCAUCAACAAAACAUAUGCUAAAGAACCACCUGAGCCCUGAUCAUCUUUCCCAGUCAAAGGCGAUGGAGGUGAUUCCCCUGCAUUUCCUC
Molecule: messenger RNA, 4975 nt
Organism: Tripterygium wilfordii
Lineage: Eukaryota; Viridiplantae; Streptophyta; Magnoliopsida; Celastrales; Celastraceae
Product: pleiotropic drug resistance protein 1-like
Exons: 25
Coding region: 264-4514 (1416 amino acids)
Cellular component (GO): membrane
Molecular function (GO): ATP binding; ABC-type transporter activity; ATP hydrolysis activity
Source: RefSeq, a predicted model, not a curated record